AUGGAGUAUCGCGCUAAAACAUUGCCUAUACCAUCAAACUGGGUGCACCCAGAUCUACGGCGCCGAAUUCAGGAGCGCGAUAAAGCGGGUUCCUCCGCACCGAUUAAGAGAAUAUCUGGGUGGAAUCAUUUAGUACAGAAACGGCUUGUUUUCUUAACGAGCAUGUUGAAAACAAAGAAAGCGAGUCUGGCAGACAUGGAAUCAGCCCUGAAUAUGCUGAAGCAAGAUGUGGCAAACAUGGAGCGAGAGAAGGAAGAAUUGAGUGGCCUUGCAGAGGGCCUCAGUAACCAAGUUUACUAUCAGAAAAGUAUGGCUGGAUCAGCAAUCCUUUCUGGUACUGCUCAAGGCGUACUUACACACUCGGAUAAUUUUGACGAGCCUUGUUCAAUUGUCGACGCGCAGAAAUCUGUUGAUGGAUACACAUGUCCCUUAGAGGUUCACUUUCUUCAUCUUUUUGGACGGCAGUUAGGGUUUCCGUUAUGUGGCAAAGUGGACGAGGCACAGGUCCGAUUGUUUUUGAAAUCCUUUGCUCCGCUCUUCUCAUGGAAUGACUCCAAGAGAUGUGUGCAGCCGCCUUUUUUCUUUGAUGAGCCAUGUUUGAUUGAGGAAGAGGGCACUCCAUGCCGAAAUGUGGCGUGUGUGUACUGGCAUAAAAACCAGCUGGAGCAUAUCAAAUGGGCCGUGCGCCAAUUCAUACGGGCAGCAUCUAGGUUUCAUGUGGCAGAUCCACGACUGUGCGCGAUCGCCGCUUUUUUCGACCACACCUGGACCUUUGUGGACACGGCCAAGUCCGUUCAGCAGAUUUCGCGCACCAUAACAAACCGUAUUCAAAGCAUCAUUGCUAUGGGAUGGCAUACCUUUCUGCUCGCCCCAGGCACCGAGAUGGAUGCGGGGCAGCGUGUGUGGGCGGCCCCUAUCGCGCCGAUGCCCUCCACAUCCUCGCUCCGCGAGGAUCUCUUGACCAAUGACGAAGAGCGGCGUGCAUGGCGUGCGGCAGCCGCCGCUGGAAAAUCGUCUGCGACCCUUCUCUUUCUCGAGCAACCGACGGCAUUGAUGUGGCGCUGCAUGGUGCGUAUAUAUGGCGAAACCCCAGAACAGCUCCACUGGCUCGCAGAUCAGGGGCGGCAGUUGUUCCCAAGCUCACCUCAUCUGCAGUUAUUGUACGUGCACACUCUUAUCGAGCAGCAUGAGAGCGUUGAGAGUUGUGUUGAGACGUGCCGUGUGGCGGCCAGGACGCUUUCCGCCCAGGCGAGUGCGGCGUCCCUCACGCUCAAGGACACGUUCUGCGCCGAGACGAUCUCGCGCUACGUGGCGCAUAUUGUCGCGCAAGGGGCGGUCUACGCAUCGCGGGGCGCCGACAUUGCGGCCUGCGUCGCGUUGCUGGAGGAGGCCCUGGGGAUCCACCCAUGCCAGGCCUUCGCACUGCUGCCAAAGGCGCGAGAGAACCUCACUCUGAUGCUGAUCUGCGCCAAGCAGACGGGCGGCCUGUCACAGGCGGAGUGCCUCCCGUUAGCUUCCAUCUCAGACCACUCCUGGACCUUCUGCCGCUACUUUCCCAACGUUACUCAGGAAUUGUGCGGUCAGCUACUCGCCGGGCAGCUGGAGCUUAUCAACAGUUGCCAACGAAGCCUCCUCAAUCAACAUAUGUUAGACGAAAUGAAAUCAGCUGCUCAACUUUCGCUGAUGCGGGUCUUCUCCGUUUGUAUUCAGUACAUGGAACAGAUUAUGCGAAAGUUGGUCGCAGAUUCCGAGAUAAGCCAGGCGGUGUUGUGGAGCGAGUAUAUCCACUGCAUUGGUGAUUUUGACAGCGCACAAGUCGCUAGUGCUAUGGCCCUGCAGCUUAUAACGGACGAUACAAAACCCCCCGUCAGCUGUAUUUUGACAGUUUUGCUGAUUUGGUUCAUGGACACACCCGACGUGUGCAUGACUGACAAAGUGUUGCAACGCUGCGCUUUGUUUAUGCAGAAUGUCGGCAUUGAUCAGGGAGAAAUUUUUUCCAGCACUUAUAUGGUCGAAAAAAUGAAAGUGAACCCGACGAUUCCACCUGUUGAGUGGGUUUCCUUUUACAUCCUGUAUUCAAUGAAGGAGGAGACUCUUCAACAGUAUGAGUUGCUUUCCAACAUUCCUGUUGCACUUUACGUGACUGAUACGAACGCGGUUGUGCUACUUCUCAUGGCGCAGGCCCGCCUGGCAGCUGACAUGGAUGAUCUUGCGCGCUUCAUCUCUAGCUUGAAGCGUGCCCUUUAUAUUCUACGACAUCCUUUUCUUAUGUGGGGAAGCCCUUUGGAUAUAUUUUGGAAUAGUCUAGUCGGGAUUGCCCACUGUACCACGUUAAUGCUCUAUUCCCUGGUCCCAGUUCUGCUGAAGUCGCUGGGGGGAAAAACGAUGGAAUGGCGUUUAUCAAUUCUAAAGGUUGGGGAACAGUUUGGAGUGUUGCAUCCUCUUCUCAAGGAGCACAUUAGUGCAAGAGAUGGGGCAUAG
This is a messenger RNA of Phytomonas sp. EM1, 2481 nucleotides long. Lineage: Eukaryota; Euglenozoa; Kinetoplastea; Trypanosomatida; Trypanosomatidae. The record is from the annotation of a GenBank genome assembly.